AGGAAGUGUGUAUCCACUCCGACGCUGAUUGAGCAGACUGCUUCUACAGCACUGUUCCGCUGCUCUCCGCAUCUGUCAAACAUCCCCGGAGUAACAGGACCCCCCCGGACUGACACAUGGACACAGCCGGACACCAUGGGCACUAGACUGAGGAAAAACCCCGAGCGAACCUUCAACUGGUUCUUCGAAGCAUCCUGCCCACUCGCCAAAGACAGAGAUCCAGAAGUGAGAUUUCAGUUUCCGGAUGAUGCCAGUGAUGAGGACUCCAACAAAACAACCCCCAGUUUCUGCUUCCCUUACGACACGCAACGAGUGAAGGAUGGAGUCGCUGUGCAGCACUUUACUUUCGUCCUGACUGACCUGGAGGGACACCAGCGCUUUGGCUUCUGCCGUCUUGCCAGCAGCACACACACCUGCUUGUGUAUUGUCAGUUACCUUCCAUGGUUUGAGGUUUUCUACAAACUUCUGAACAACUUGGCUGAUAAUCUCACUAAAGGACAGACGAAGGAGCUGAUCCUCCUGCUGAGUUCUCUGUAUCAGCAGCCGGUUCCCCUGCCCUCUGGAUCAGUCACUCUGAAGAUGGUCCCAUACUUUAUCGCUCCAGAUCCCAGGAGUCUGCCUUCCAUUCCUGAAAAUAGGAACUUGACGGAGCUGAUCGUGGCAGUGGAUGUCGGGAACCUGCUCCUGCUGUACGCCAGUAUGCUGUUUGAGAGGCGGAUCCUCAUAUUUGCAAGCAAACUCAGCGCUCUCACGUCUUGUGUGCACGCGCUCAGUGCAUUGCUCUACCCCAUGUGCUGGCAACACAUCUUCAUCCCCGUCCUUCCACCUCACCUACUGGACUACUGCGGUGCCCCGAUGCCUUAUUUAAUCGGGGUCCACACCAGUCUGUUGGAGAGGGUGAGCAGUCGUGGGCUGGAGGAAGUUGUCACUUUUAAUGUGGACACUAAUAUGUUGGAGACCCCCUUCGAUGACCUGAGGAACAUCCCCCCAGAAGCGAUGUCUGUGCUAAAGACGUGUUUGAAACGGCAGGCAGUGUCUCCAGGCUGUGGCGUGUCCAGGGCCUUCUUGAGAGCUCAGGCUCUGCUGUUUGGAGGCUACAGAGACGCACUCCAGGGUCACAAGAAUGGUGAACUACGCUUCAGUAAGGAGCAGUUUCUGGACAAGCCACCCAGCAUGAGACACUUUCUGGAGAGUGCUGUUCACCUGCAGUUUUUCAAACAGUUCAUUGAUGAUCGCUUGGAUCUCCUUAACUCAGGAAAGGAACCAGACGACCUGUUUGAGGAGCAGAUUCUUAUUGGUGAGCCAACAGAUAAAAACAAGCCCUAUCAGCAGAUUGUCGGGAAUUUAAAGAAAGGGGGCGGAGCGCUCAUCCUCAACAUGAAAUCUAAAGCCAACACAAAGGCUAAAGCCCUUACAAGAUCUGGUUUAAAAAACCUGCUACCGCACAAGACACGCCAAGAGAGCAACAAUCUCCACAGACGUGGCUCAGUGUCCAACCAUCUUUCCCAAUCUGACUGUCUGCAAAACCGCAUGCCAAUCAAGCAACACUUCGGGAUGUCCCGUCCUCCUCGGCCUGUUUACAAAUCCCUCGGUAGCCAAGACAACGGUGACUCGGCUGAGGAUUCCUGGAAGGGUGCUGUGUCCUCACCUGUGGAUGAGUCAGACCCGACAGAUGAAGACAACUCUCACUUCUCCGACCCUGAGGAAAUGGACCUGCUCGGGGAGAUCUUUGAGACGUUGAGCAGUAGGAGCAUGCAUGACCGUGGACUCCUGUACGGCACGCGAAGCCUGGACUUAUUUGGAUCUGACAGCUAUGACUUUGUUCGAAAGGUAAGAAGAGCCUUUUCAGCCUACACCCCACUGCAAAUUCAACUGUGUGUUUUGUCUUGGAAGCAUGGCUCAGUCAACCCGAGUCAGGAGAGCUUGUCUGCGUCGGUCAGCAGCAGCGACUUCAUGGACAGCUGGAAUGCUGAAGCAGCAGAUCAGGCCGAGGACUUGGAUAGUUUGAGUCUGGACAUGAGCGUGCAGGAGCAGGAAGUGGCCGAGUUUAGAGCAGAAGAACGAGACAAGAGACAGGGAAACAUCGGAUGGACCAAGGAACAGGACAACACUGUCCAGACUGACAAUGUAAUCAUCCCUGAGGAAGUGAAGAACGAAGGUCUCCAGAACGUGACGAAUGAGACGCUCCAAGAUGAAAAGUUCAUGGAGGAAGAGCAAGAGCUGAGUCAGGAGAGCUUGUCUGCGUCGGUCGGCAGCAGCGACUUCAUGGACAGCUGGAAUGCUGAAGCAGCAGAUCAGGCCGAGGACUUGGAUAGUGUGAGCCUGGACAUGAGCGUGCAGGAGCAGGAAGCAGCUGAGUUCAGAGCUGAAGAACGAGAAAAGAGACAGGGAGACAUCGGAUGGACCGAGGAAGAGGACAACACUGUCCAGACCGUAGGAGAAGACAUCCCUGAGGAAGUGAAGAACGAAGGUCUCCAGAGCGUGACGAAUGAGCAAGAGCAGGGUCAGGAGAGCGCAGAGGACACAGGCGAACAGAUAGAUGAGGUGAACCAGCAGCAAGAUACAGAAAACAAAUGUGUGAACAAACAAGAGGAUCAAGUUGCUCAAACCUCGACUGCUGCGCCAAAUCUUGGAAUCCAGAAGGCAAAAGCAGAGCUGGACGCUAAAAUCUCUCCCAAAUCAGCAAUAGCGAGUUUCUGCCCUCCAGUUUCCAGCCAAGCAUUCGGUCUCAAGCUGAGGUCCAGAAGCACAACCAACACCAACAAACCCUGCAAUAGAUCGGAUGCGAGGGACUGCUCCGGAGAGGAGGAGGGGCUCCCCCAGGUCAAAGUGUCAGAACUGAAGAAAAGAUUUGAAGCAAAGUGACUGGGCCCCGUGUGGGGACUCUGAGACUCAGUUUUGAACUUGAAUGUAAUUUCAAAACUAUGUUCAGGUCUUGAAUUUGAACGCUGCACAAGGUACAUUUCCAACUCAACAAGCUGUCAACGUUUGACAAGGGAGGUUAUCAAUCUCUUUACAUGCCCAUAUCACCUGAUGAUAAAUCUCCAUCUUAACUGUGGGCAGGAUUCGGCUAGGAAUAUCCAGUUUGCAUGAGUUCUCACAGGCAUUUCAAUUAAAAUGAAAGCUUAGCUUCUCCUGCUCUCUUUACGACCGGCUCGACCAGUUCCCACAGAAUUCCCUCGAUUAAACAACCAGCGAGGUAAAACUGUUGACUCAGCACAGUCCUCUUCUUAAUAUUAUAUUAUUUAAAUAUAUAAACUUAAACUUAAUUAAAAUCACAGAAACUUACAAGACAUCUUGAUCUUGCCACUCAAUUUAUUUACAAAUACUUUUAUGCAUAUAGACAUUUUGAUACAAAACCUUCCUUCACAUAACUCCAAAAAUAGUUUGUCUUAUAAAUACAUAGCAGUACACACACACACACACACACACACACACACACAAAGUCCUUCAUCUUAAGGCCACCAAGACUUGAAUAAAAAAAAAAAAAAAACAUCUUCCCAUUUUAAUGCAGAAAGAUGGGUAAUACUUUAUUUGUGUCCUCAGUCGUUAAAAGUGGCGCCUAUAAUUUGAGUAUAAAAUAACAGGAGAUCAUAUCAGGCGCUCUUCUUUGGGUAAAGGUAACGGGAGACUAGGCUUGUCCGUUCCCGCUGCUACCACCUGCUUCUUCUCCUCCGCGCUGGGUCUGUAUGUCCCUUCCAGCCGCCUUUUUUUCCUGAUCACACACAGCAGCAGCAGCAGCAACAGGUUGAGCAGAGACAACACCGUGACUGCCAGGGCGGUCCCCGUAAGUUCAGCUCCAGUCUGCAUCGUCAUGGUGACGGCUCGCUGAGAAAAGGCACAGAGACAAACAGCCGGGUUUGGAGUGAAGGAGGACGACGGACAGCUGUUUUGCGACAGAAGUAACAAGUCAUUUGACUACUGAUGAAGAUGCCUACCAGAUGGAAAUGCACAUAUCUGCU
Synchiropus splendidus (mandarinfish) is the source of this 3962-nucleotide messenger RNA. RefSeq names its product DENN domain-containing protein 1B-like. The transcript is spliced from 21 exons. Gene Ontology annotation, cellular component: cytosol; intracellular membrane-bounded organelle. NCBI's taxonomy places the organism in Eukaryota, Metazoa, Chordata, Actinopteri, Syngnathiformes, Callionymidae. The record is from RefSeq and is a predicted model, not a curated record. The coding region runs from base 136 to 2865 and encodes 909 amino acids. Gene Ontology annotation, biological process: endocytic recycling; endocytosis. Gene Ontology annotation, molecular function: guanyl-nucleotide exchange factor activity; phosphatidylinositol phosphate binding.